CCCCAGCCUGUCUUCAGGGCCUUCCCUUUGCUUCUUCUUUCUGUCAGGGGAGUGUAAUCUCCUCGGUUCUGUCUCAUCUCAACAAAAAUUUGAAGCGACGGACGUUAAAGCCCUUGGCGUGUCACAGCUCUCAGACAGACUGUGUUAUAGCUCUCGGGUCUCAGACAGACUGU
Rangifer tarandus platyrhynchus (Svalbard reindeer) is the source of this 173-nucleotide messenger RNA. NCBI's taxonomy places the organism in Eukaryota, Metazoa, Chordata, Mammalia, Artiodactyla, Cervidae. The record is from the annotation of a GenBank genome assembly.